Messenger RNA from Paramecium pentaurelia, 2261 nucleotides. The record is from the annotation of a GenBank genome assembly. NCBI's taxonomy places the organism in Eukaryota, Ciliophora, Oligohymenophorea, Peniculida, Parameciidae.
AUGCUUAUUUAAUCUAAAAAAUGUCAUCCAUAAAAUCUGCCAAUUAGAGCAUAUAAAGAAUAAAUUUUAUAUGGAAUCGAUACUAAUAGUACAUUGAUCAUCUUAGCUGAAACAGGGUCAGGCAAAACCACAUGUACAAAAUAAUUAAUAAAUAUUAGAGAUACCAUAAUAUUUAAUAGAAGCUGGUUAUGGUGGAGAAUAGAGAGUUUUAGUAUCAUUACCAAGAAAGAUGGCAGCUAUUAGUAUUGCUUAGAGAGUAUCUGAUGAAAAUGGAACAGAAUUGGGAUAGGAUAUUGGUUAUAGAGUGAGAUUUGAAUCGAAAGUGAGUGAAAAUACAAAGAUAGAAUAUGUGACUGAUGGAACAUUGAUUUAAAUUAUAAUGGGCAAUCCAUUGAUAGAAGGAUAUUCAGUUGUAAUGCUUGAUGAUAUUCAUGAACGUACUUUGAAUACAGAUCUUUUAUUGUGUUUAAUUAAGAAGAUUCAAAAGAAAAGACCUGAAUUGAAAGUGAUAGUUUCAUCUGCAACAAUGGAAGUUGAUUUAUUAUAAAACUUUUUUCCUAAUAGCAAAAUAAUUGCAAUUAGAGGUAGGAAUUAUGAAGUUGAUGUAAUUAUAAUGUACAACAUAUUUAGAUUAUGUAUUUACUUGAACCAUGUAAAAAUUAUGUUGUUGCUUCUGUAGAAUUAGCAUAUCAUAUUCAUAAAAAGAUGCCUGAUGGAGAUAUACUAGUAUUUCUAACAUCUGUUGAAGAAAUACAUGCAUUUAUUAAUUUAUGGUCACAUCAUAAGACUAAUUGUGUAGUAUUACCACUUCAUGCUAGUUUGGGGAUUGAUAAAUAAUUGUUAGUGUUUAAAUAACAUGCAAGUAGAAAAAUUAUAGUAUCCACUAAUGUGGCUGAAAGUAGUGUUACUAUUGAUGGAAUAGUAUAUGUGAUUGAUUCAUGUUAUUAAAAAGUAAAAGUAUAUGAUUAUAAGAGAAGUAUUCAUAAUUUAUUUUAUAAAAUUAGAUUUGGAAUAAUUAAAUGUUUUACCUAUUUCUUAACAAUCUGGUGCUUAGAGAGCUGGAAGAGCUGGAAGAACUAGAGAUGGAAUAUGUUAUAGAUUAUGUACUAAAGAGGAUUAUUAAAAUUUACCGAAGACUUUUCCACCAGAAAUAUUGAGAUCUAAUCUUACAGAACUCAUUUUAUAGAUUAGAGUAAAUAUAUCAAAUAUAUAAUUUAUAGUCAUUCUCAUUAACACCGAAUCAUUUAUAAUGUAGUAAUACAUUCUUGACUACUGUUUCUAAUGAAUAAUUAAUCAAUUGUAUUAAUACUUUGAUGAGUUUAAAAUUAAUUGAUGAAAACUUUUCAUUAACAGAAUUAGGAAAUGCAAUAGUUGAUUAUCCAUUAGAAACAUAAUUAGCAGUUUGUGUUGAAAAUAGUUUUUUGGAUGAAUAUUAAUGUUCAGAUGAGAUGUUAAAAAUUGCUAGUGUUCUCAGUAUUUAAGGAGGUAUCUUUAGUAGUGAUGCUACACCAUUAUAGAUGUUAAAAGCUAAAAAAGCUUUGGGAUGUAAAGAAGGAGAUGUGUUAUCACUUCAUAACAUAUUUGUUAGAUAUAUUAAUAUUGGAAAUAAAGGGAAUUGGUGUGAUACAUAUAGAGUAUCAAAAUAUAAAUUAGAAUCAGCUGGAAAAAUAUAUAAAUAAAUUCAAAAAAGAAGAAAAAAUAGAUAAAUUAAAAGUUCAAUCCAAGAUGUUGAGGCAGUCUUAAGAUGUUUUGUUUCUGGUUUCUUUUCUUAAGUUGCACAACGAGAAAAUACAGCAAGAGAAGGUGUUUAUAGGAAUAUCUAUACAAAACAAUUAGUUCAUUUACAUCCUGCAUCUGUUUUAACAGUUUCAUAUCCUGAAUGGGUAAUUUAUCAUGAGUUAAUUGAAUAAAGUAAUAUCAAUAAGAUAAUUUAAUAGAUCAUAAAUUAACUAUGCAUAAUGUUACUGAACUUGAUCCACAUUGGUUAUUUGAAAUUGCUCCUCAUUUUUAUAGAGAUGCUAGAUAAGAAAUUGCAGAGAUGAAACAUUAAUAAGAGAAGGAUUAAUUAGAUAAAAUAGAGGCUGAAAAAUAGCAAAAGCAAUAAGAAUUGUUGAUGAAUUAAGAAAGUAAAGUAGUUUUUGGGAGCAUCAAAUAGAGGAAACCAGGAUUUAAGGGAUUUGGUUAAACAUAAUUUCCUAUUAAAAGUAAAGAGUAAAGACUUGGUUCAUUAUCAUUUAAUGAUGAGGAGGAUUUCUGAUUUU